Hermetia illucens (black soldier fly) is the source of this 1278-nucleotide messenger RNA. It is a transcript of the gene mRpS9, whose product is annotated as 28S ribosomal protein S9, mitochondrial. Gene Ontology annotation, biological process: translation. Lineage: Eukaryota; Metazoa; Arthropoda; Insecta; Diptera; Stratiomyidae. The record is from RefSeq and is a predicted model, not a curated record. Bases 36 to 1226 code for a protein of 396 amino acids. Gene Ontology annotation, molecular function: structural constituent of ribosome; RNA binding. Gene Ontology annotation, cellular component: ribosome; mitochondrial small ribosomal subunit. The transcript is spliced from 8 exons.
GUCAUUUGAACUUAUUGGGACUGUGCGGGUCCGACAUGUCGGGGAAUUUACAUUGUAUUUUGAGACGUUUAAACCUAACAAAAGGCGCCGGACAACUACUGGAGAGACGGUCAACUGGACUUCUGGCAUCAGUGAAGCAAUCAAACUUCGCCAAUGAUGUGACCGUAACAGCAGCCCCCGUCGCCGUAAAGAAAGAAGCAAUUAGUAAGGCGAUGAAAGCUUAUUUGGAACGUGCCCAGGAACAUGAUAAAUUCAUGAAAGCUCAGACCUUAGAAUACCAAAUUGGCAAGCGACAUCUGGCCAACAUGAUGGGAGAAGAUCCUGAAACUUUUACUCAAGAGGAUGUGGAUAGGGCGAUUGAAUAUCUCUUCCCAUCUGGAAUCUACGAUAAAAAAGCACGUCCUAUGAUGAAGCCGCCAGAGGAAAUCUUCCCAGCAAGGAAAGCAGCGGAAUUUGAUGAAACUGGACGUCCGUUUCAUCCAAUGUUUUACACUUCGAAGCCGAACUUUUUUAAACUUCUUUAUGACAUUGUUGAAGAGAUGAAUACUUUGUACAGUUUCGAAGAGCGCAUGAAUCGCAAGGGGGCAAAGCCAGAUCCAAACCUUAAACUAGAUCUUAUUGGUUAUGAGUGGCUUUCAAAAGAAAAACUCGAAGACAGAUUGGUGGAGAAGAUCGCUGAUAUCGAAUAUACUAACUUUGUUAGCGCUAUGGAACGGCUGUUGUCAAUACCGUUCUCGUAUAAGGCGAAAGAAUUCAUAGAUAAAUAUCGUGUUCCACUGAUUGCCCAAACAACUGUCGAUGAGGUCCCGAAACCGCAGUACGAUGAGAAAGGAGUGGCUUACGUAACGACUUACGAAUGUCAAAGAAAAAGUGCUUAUGCUGAUGUUACUGUUCGCUGUCCUGGGACUGGAAAGAUUACGAUCAACGGAGAGGACUUGACGUAUUUUGUGCAUGUGCAAUCAAGAGAACAGAUAAUCUUUCCACUUCUAUUCACGGAUAUGUUGGGCAAAGUCGAUGUCGAGGCAAACGUUAAAGGUGGAGGUCCUUCUGGUCAAGCUGGCGCUGUUCGGUACGGACUUGCUAAAAGUCUUAGAGGUUUUGUCAACGAAGACAUGAUUGAGAAGAUGCGACUUGCUGGCCUACUAACUCGCGACCCGAGAUUGCGUGAGAGGAAGAAGCCUGGACAAGAGGGAGCCCGUCGUAAAUUCACAUGGAAGAAACGUUAAAGUGUAAGAGAAGUUAGUUUUAACUUUGAAAUAAAGAUAGAAAUGAAAACAA